AUGGACUGGGUUUCUAUUCCGUACACAGGCCGAGCAAAGUACGAUGAACGGUCCCCCGGAGUGACUAGUCCACAUUGUUUCACUCGGAGGAUUCAUGCCAAGAGAGUUGACCGCACUUUGAGGUCAAUUCUCCACCCAGCAACUGCAAAACCUGACUUUCCAUUUGCAGCACCGGCCACCUACAUCAGUGAUUGGAAGUCGGCACAACAAGAUUUGCUGAGUGUUAAGGCCUACGGUCCGGUGAAGAAUGCGAUCCUUACCUUGAUCAGCAAGAUACAGGAUUACUACAUUUUGACGGAGGUUCUUUAUCCAGGCAUCAAUUUCACUGGGAUGUUCAAGUUUGCUACUACAAGGUUGUACGGUUCUUGCACCCUGUUCAAACUACUCUUGUCCAUCAAGGCUACUCCGGCCCAGGCUGAUCAGGCUUCCACAGCUGCCAAAGACAGACCCCCAACAACUGCCGACGACAACUCAUCUGAAGAGGAGGACGAUGAAUCCCAGGAGGGAGCGGGUUCUCUGUCCGGGCCAUUCACGAAGGUGACAAAGAAGAAGGUGAAGAAGAAGAAGAAGAAGUCGCUCAUUUCCGAUAACCUAGAGAAUCAUUUUCUCAAAGAUCUAUCCCCGGUACAACGCAAGCUGGCUGAAGCCACCGACCACAAACUGAAGAACGAUAUUGAUCGCCAUAAGGCAGGACCACUCUUCCUGAUGAUCCUUCCUGGAGAAAUGGAAGGCUCUUACAUCUUUGUAUGCCGCAAGAAGUACGGUCAGUUAGCUUGA
Molecule: messenger RNA, 777 nt
Organism: Cylindrotheca closterium
Lineage: Eukaryota; Bacillariophyta; Bacillariophyceae; Bacillariales; Bacillariaceae
Source: the annotation of a GenBank genome assembly